Messenger RNA from Cyclopterus lumpus (lumpfish), 3242 nucleotides. It is a transcript of the gene arel1, whose product is annotated as apoptosis resistant E3 ubiquitin protein ligase 1. Gene Ontology annotation, biological process: protein polyubiquitination; negative regulation of apoptotic process; proteasome-mediated ubiquitin-dependent protein catabolic process. Lineage: Eukaryota; Metazoa; Chordata; Actinopteri; Perciformes; Cyclopteridae. The record is from RefSeq and is a predicted model, not a curated record. Gene Ontology annotation, molecular function: ubiquitin-protein transferase activity.
CGGGAGCUCUCAUAUUUGGCUGUACUGUGGCGCUGUGCUUCUUGAUAAGGGACCUCAUGUUUUACGUGAUUGGUGGAAUUACUGUUUCCAUCAUAGCGUUUGUCUUCACCAUUAAGUUCCUCUGUGAGCUUGCAGCGAGGGUUGUCAGCUUCUUGCAGAAUGAAGAUCCAGGGCGACGCGGUGACCGCAGCAUCUACGACUAUGUCCGGGGAAACUACCUUGACCCACGUUCCUGCAAGGUGUCUUGGGAUUGGAAGGAACCACAGGAAGUGGGGCAGACCAUGAGCUUUAGAGUCCAGCUGUUCUACAAGAAUGGCCAGCCUUUUCCGGCCCACCGGCCUGUGGGGCUGAGGGUCAACAUCUCCCACAUCGAAUUGGCUCUGGACAUCCCUGUUACACAGGAGGUUCUGCAAGAACCACAGUCCAAUGUAGUAAACGUUGCCUUCACUGUGCGCAAGGCCGGACGCUAUGAGGUUGCUGUGAAGCUUGGUGGCCUCAAUGUGGCCUACAGCCCUUAUUACAAGAUAUUUCAGCCAGGUACAGUUGUCCCAUCCAAAACCAAGAUCGCCUACCAUUUCUCCACCCUGGUGCUAACAAAUGGCCAGCAGCACGUUUUGCAGAUUGAGCCCAGAGACGAGUAUGGGAACCCCACCAGUAACUCCACAUCUCUCACAGAUGAAGCCAACUACAGUGUCCAUGUGCACUCUCUGGGCACGGUGGAUGAUGACAGUCUGGAGGACUACUACAGUAGGUCAGUGACUCUCAAUAAGCAGCAGUGCCAGGUUCUGCUCAGACUGACUCUGAGGAAGACGGGCUGUUUCAGGGCCCGCAUCUCCUACACGGACCAGCCGCUCAGCAACGGGGAAUUUAACAUUAUUGUUCUCAGUGAGAAUGAGAAGACCUGUGUGGAGAAGAAUGUGUCCACUCCAGGCAUAAGUAUCUACUUCGAGGCAUACCUUUACAGCAAUGGGAACUACAGUUCUUCAAGGCAGUUACCAGCCUCCUCUUUACUGGCUCCCCAGAGGAGGCCCUCCAUGGGAGAAGAGGAGGAGGAGCACGACUCUCCUGGAGGACAACCUGAGAAGGUCAAGAAACCAAAAAAGGUCUACUGUUACAUAUCGCCAAAGCAACUGUCCGUGAAGGAGUUCUACCUGAAAAUUAUCCCAUGGCGCCUUUUCACCUUUCGAGUAUGUCCAGGAACGAAGUUCACCUAUUUUGGACCUGACCCGGUUCACAAGUACCUAACUCUAGUGGUGGAUGAUGGGAUACAGCCUCCUGUGGAGCUCAGCUGCAAAGACAGGAACAUCAUGGCUGCCACCUUCAUUCGCUUCCUGCACAAGAACAUUGGUGGCUCUGAAACGUUCCAAGACAAGGUGAACUUCUUUCAACGUGAACUCAGGCACAUCCACUCCAAGAGACCUCGCACCAAGACUUGCCUAAAGAUCACUCGACACUCCAUUCUGGACUCGUCCCUUAAGGCUACAAAGAACUUCUCGGUGUCAGACUGGAGUAAGAACUUUGAGGUUGUCUUUCAGGAUGAGGAAGCUCUGGACUGGGGAGGGCCUCGCAGGGAGUGGUUUGAGCUGGUCUGUAAGACCCUUGACACGAACAACGAACUGUUCACCCGCUUCAGCGACAACAACCAGGGCCUGGUGCACCCGAACGCUGAGCCACCCCACCUGCGUCUCAGAUGUACGAGUUUGCAAGGGUCGCGCGUAGGAAAGUGCUUGUAGGAGUCGGCUCUUGGUGGGGCCUACAAACAGCUGGUCCGGGCUCGCUUUACACGUUCCUUUGCCCAGAUCAUUGGCCUCAGGAUGAACUACAAGGUAUUUGAGACGGAUGACCAGGAGUUCUACAAAACUAAAGUCUGCUUCAUCCUAAACAAUGACGUGAGUGAAAUGGAUUUGGUGUUUGCCGAGGAGAAGUACAGCCAGUCGGGACAGCUGGAGAAGGUGGUGGAGCUAAUAUCAGGGGGAUCUCAAAUCGCUGUUAAUAAUGAAAACAAGAUUCAUUAUCUCAACCUGCUGGCCCAGUACAGACUAGCCAGCCAGGUGAGAGAUGAGGUGGAACACUUCCUGAAAGGCUUGAACGAACUGGUUCCAGAAAACCUGCUAGCCAUAUUUGAUGAGAAUGAGUUAGAGGUAUCUGUGAUGUGUGGCACCGGUGAUAUAAACGUGCAGGACUUCAAGACCCAUGCUGUGAUUGUUGGAGGAUCAUGGCACUUUAGAGAGAAAGUGAUGAGGUGGUUCUGGGCCGUGAUGUCCAGCUUCACCCAGGAGGAGUUGGCGCGUCUGCUACAGUUCACCACCGGCUCCUCUCAGCUGCCCCCUGGGGGAUUCAACACCCUUUGCCCCUCCUUCCAGAUCAUUGCUGCCCCCACACACAGCACCUUGCCCACUGCACACACAUGGUGAUUUUAACAGCUGUGUCUCCCUACGUACGAACCCUAUGAGGAACUGCACAAGUUGUUGAAGCUGGCCAUCAGUGAGGGCAGUGAGGGCUUCGGCAUGCUCUGACUCUCCCAUCACUGGCAACUGUGGUUCCACUCGUUCAAGAGGAGACCAGCACUUGCCCGCUCCAGUUGCACCAGUUUCCUGCAUUCAUCUGCGUUCAACAGUGGGCUUCCUGGCAGAGAAUCACCCCAGACACCCAGAGAAUCACCCAGACACCCAAUCGAUACUCUCUUCAGGAAGGAGACUGGGACUUCGCAUUACGGGAAGUCCCCAGAAGACUGUCCUGGAACUGGAACUCAACAUAUGAACUCUAAUGCUACUGUUUGUAAUAUAAAAUAUCUUGCUUUUUUUAAAAAAAAGGAAACAGGAACUGCUGUAAAAAGGUGAUGGUUUGGGCUAGUUUGUAUUGUCUUAAUGCUAAAGUUUGCUUAGUUUUUAUAUGUUUGAAAGACCCAAGUUUAUGCUAGAGGAAAGGCCUUGAGUAUUACUUUAACUGCUUCUUUUGCAUUUUGCAAACAUGAGGAACACUUAAGUACAACAACGGCCUCCAUGUGAUGUGGGCGACAUGUACAGCAACUUUGGCCUUAUACGAUCAGGGACCGGAUGUGUGUUUGUAAAUAUAUAAUAUCACUCUUUAUUCCAAUACUUGUACAUACAGUGUGUAUACAUAGGUUAUCAUCUUAUUACCUUUUUCGGUUUGACGUUAAGGGAGAAGGGAUUUCUUAUUGUUGCACGUUUGAUGGAUUCAUUACAUCUUUUUUAUUUUAUUUUUUCCUCAAAGAAGGAAAG